AUGUUCCCAGCACUUACGAAGACAUUAUCGCUGCAAGGAUACAGGAUUAUUAACCCUCAAACGGGGUCGGCUGCGUGGUUGUGUAGUCGAAGAUGGUAUAGUAGUGACAAAGAUGACCAUGACGAUGUAGUCACAAGGAUCAAAAUCGCCCCCAUAAAAAGAACUAACGAGCCGGUAGACAAGAAAAGAGCACGGUUGAUAUACCAAUCACGCAAAAGGGGGAUCUUGGAGACGGACUUGCUUUUGUCUGGGUUUGCUGCCAAAUAUUUGAAGCAAAUGAAUGAAGAGGAACUGGAAGAAUACGAUUCACUAUUGAAUGAGUUGGACUGGGACAUUUACUACUGGGCCACAAAGAAUUUCAAAACCAGUCCCUUGCCUGACAAGUGGGCCAACUCUAAGUUACUGAAGCAGCUACAAGAAUUCAGUGAAAAUAAAGAGAAAGAAAUUUUGAGUAUGCCAGAUUUGUCCAAGUAUCAAUGA
Saccharomyces paradoxus is the source of this 480-nucleotide messenger RNA. RefSeq names its product succinate dehydrogenase assembly factor SDH5 (gene SDH5). The record is from RefSeq and is a predicted model, not a curated record. Gene Ontology annotation, cellular component: mitochondrion. NCBI's taxonomy places the organism in Eukaryota, Fungi, Ascomycota, Saccharomycetes, Saccharomycetales, Saccharomycetaceae. The transcript has a single exon. Gene Ontology annotation, biological process: tricarboxylic acid cycle; protein-FAD linkage; mitochondrial electron transport, succinate to ubiquinone. The coding region runs from base 1 to 480 and encodes 159 amino acids.